Molecule: messenger RNA, 4085 nt
Organism: Chelonoidis abingdonii (Abingdon island giant tortoise)
Lineage: Eukaryota; Metazoa; Chordata; Testudines; Testudinidae
Gene: PLEKHJ1
Product: pleckstrin homology domain containing J1
Biological process (GO): endosome organization; receptor recycling; retrograde transport, endosome to Golgi
Cellular component (GO): early endosome; recycling endosome; trans-Golgi network
Source: RefSeq, a predicted model, not a curated record
AUGCUCUUUUCUUAUGCAGUGCUGAAGAAACGACUCGUGAAGCUUGUGGUCAACUUUCUCUUCUACUUCCGAACAGAUGAAGCAGAGCCAAUUGGAGCUUUGCUGUUGGAACAUUGUAAAAUCACCAAAGAAGAGGAGAAUGUCUUUUCAAUCAGUUUCAUUGAGGAGCCGGACAGGAAAUACUCCUUUGAAUGUGACACCGAGGAGCAAUGUCAGGAGUGGAUUGAGGCUCUCCGAAGAGCCAGCUACGAGUUCAUGAGAAGAAGUUUGAUCUUCUAUCGGAAUGAGAUUCAGAAGAUGACAGGGAAGGACCCCCUGGAGCAGUACGGAAUCUCCGAGGAAGCCCGAUUCCAGCUGGGAACACGCAAGCUCUAACUGGCAGCCUCCGCCCCCACCCACCCCCAGUGGGCUUAACUGGCAUUCAGCCACCUCCUUGCCGUGGGUGGUGAAAACACCACCCCCAGCCAGGGGGAGCGCCUGGGACCAAGUGACUUAUGGGCCAGAUAAUUUGUACUUUUAUUUUUAAUGAAUUCAUUGCACACUCCCCUUCCUGUUUGUCUUCAGCCCCUCGGAGCUCCCAUCUCCCUGCUGGGUUGUGGAAGCAGCAAGUCUUAACUGGCCACUGCCGUGUCAGCUUUAACUUGAUUGACCAUAAAACUGCUAGGCUGAGGGACAGAUGGGCUGCCCACUCCUCGGGCUGCUGAGAGCCCUCCUCAGGAGUUCCAGGGGAUUUCAGCUAUGAUGCUGAUGUGGAAACAAGGCUGGAGGUGCCCUGGUGGGAGCGGCCCAGUGGUCUUCCAGCAUGUGGUGCUAUUGUAAGGCAGGGAUGAUCUGGUGUAGAGGGCCAGCUGGCGCUUAGUGCCAGUGUGUUUUAUGCCAAAAAUGUGCCAGUAGUGGCAGCAUUUCUGCUGGGAAUGGCCUCAGGACUCUCCAGGUGGCCUGCUGCACCCCCUGAUGGCUGCUGUUUGGCACCUGGGUGCUCAGAUGCUCUGCUGGCUUUUGGAAAGUUGGCUAAUUUCAAAGGGGGGAGGAGGGUCUUACUUUAAGGGGGUGUUUUUUGGCUGAUCGGAUUCCUUUGCUUACAGUGGUAGGGUCCAUGGCCUUGAAAUGCCAGACCCUCGCCCCUCUCUCUCACUAACGGUCAGGCCCACUCCAGCUGCUAGAUCUGCACUGCACACUGUUCAGCUCCAGAAGACGCAGAGAGCAGCUGUGUCAGGGAGGGGAAGCCCUCAUCUGUUAUGGAGGGCUGCCCCCAAAUGGAGGGAGGAGGAGGAACUGGCCCUUACUCUAAGCAGGAUUAAUUUGUCAUGUUACUGCAUGGUAGCUGCUGGUGCUCCAGCUGACACAGUGGCUGUGUCUUCAUUUCCUUACAUGUACACACAGCAGCAGUGAUUGCUGCAGCAACUGCACAGGCUUACUGGGGCCUGUCUCAGCUCAACACUCUCACCAGGGUCUAAUUUUGAACUAAUGCAAAUUAAUCCAGCUACCAGGAGCCACCCUACAGCAUCUUAAAAUGCAGGUCUAACUUCCUGCACAGGGAUUGGAGUGUGGCUUUCUCACCAGGGCCCAGGAGUGAGCAAGGCAAGGAUUUGAAAGACACCUGCAGUGAGGCAGUCUAAACCACAUGCCUCUCCCUGACCUUCAGAGCAAGCUGUGGUUCCCAGUGGCAUUGUUCCCUUGUCUAGGAGUGCUGUACUGCCAUUGGCUUCCCAGAGCAGGCAGCCUGCUGUCAGGCUAGAAAAAGCAGCUGGGUGGAUGCUGCUGUAGUCAGCGUGAGGGGUAGGACCACAUCCUGUCUAUACUGAGCUGGGAGACCGGGUCCCACAACAUGAAUAGCUGUGCAGGAUGGCUUCAGGCUUUACUCAACAUACAAGAUGCCUCAUUUGUUUCUGCAGCUUCCCUCAUCCUCUGCAGCUUGAGUAGAAAAGACCAAAGCAAUCCAGUGAUUUUCUAGAGAGGGCUGGGAGACCUGCCCUACUUUUCUCGUAAGGUACUUCUCUCCAAAGCAGCCCCAAGGGGAGGCCUUAGCUGCAGGCAGCCUUCUCCUUGAUGGCUUUAGUCAGCAGGGACCAGCAUUUUCCCCCUAGCACGUCUGCAGAGAUUGGCUUUUGGAUGGAAGCAAAGGGCCACCUCCUUUAACUGCUGUAAGACUGCCAGCAGUGAAGUUGCAGCCAGGCACGAGUGGUGUGGCAGGGCGACUGGCUAUGGCUAUGUGGCUUGGCCUCUGGCCAGCCUUGAACCCACCCGCUAAACAGUACAGAGUCUGUUUGCACAAACCAACACUAGUGCACAGGGACAAACCUUGAAGCUACGAGGCAGCUUUCUACUGCAGGAUGCAAUUGCAUCAGGCAUGUAGCACUGUUACUUAGACUCCCAAGGAGGAAAUAAUUCAGGUUUAGAACAUUAGCAGAGGCUCAUUGUUUUAGUACAAGACAUCAGCUGCAACAUUUUAAUAUCUCCACUAGAGGUGCGAUAUAGGGGCCUUACCCACUUCUUCACCAGGACCAGCGUGUUCGAUGGAGGCUGUUGCUAGUAGCUUCGACAUGCAGCUCUAGGACUCAGCGGACAAGCCCUGUACAGUGUGGGAAAGAGGCCGUAGUACACUCAUUUACCUGAGCUUUUGUCCUGUCUGCAUGGAAUGCUAUUAGAGCAGCUUGGGCAAUUGCUGGAAGCUGUAACUCAGCUUGGUGACUCAUUAUGGCUGCUCAGGGGUGAAUGGCUGGCUGGAAAGAGGCUCUGGAACCCCAUGGAAGCAGCAAUAGAGGAUUAAGCAAGAGCACAUUAGAGAAUGACCUCAGUUGCCCCUAUACUGUGAUCUCAAGCAGUCCUCUUGGCCUUUGCUCUUGCCCUGAGGUAGAGCAGAACGGUGCUCCACAUUUUUGGUACUGAGCACAGCCCUCCCCUCUGAGGUUAGUUCAGAUAUGGCUCUUGCUAGCUAGGGACUGCUAAAGUGUCCACGGUUACUAUAGCAGUUGUCCUUUGGGCAAAGACUAACUGCAGCAACACUUUCACAUAAGCUGAUGCAAAGGCUCUGUAUCAACUGACCUAUGAAAUGGUGUUUAAGAGGCUGCUUUGAACUGUUGCAACGGUUGCACUCCUGUCCCCACUGCAUCAGCAGCUGGAGAGCAAGAAUUUUAUUCCCAGGGUCUCAUCUCCUGUAAGUCAGCUAAAACAAUGCAGCCUAAGCCAGGAGCAGGCUUUUUAUUAACUCCGUAACAUUGGUACAUCACAUUAGGGAAGCUGGAGCUUUUUUUAAAAUAGGAGAAAGCUGAGAAAUGCAGUAGUUUCAUACAGAAUAAACCAGAUCUAACUUAUGGAAAGAUUACACCCAAUAUUUCUCUCUCUCUCAUGUUCGAACUCUGUUUGAUUGUUCAGCCAGCUUGCUUUUGUGAACUUGCCUUUAGAAUCAGCGUUGCUUGGUCCACUGGCUGACUCAGUUGUGUUUGUUUUACCAGACUGUCUCAGUGCCUCUCAACUUGCUUGAGAAAUCUUUGCUGUUUAAAAUUCUAGCAGGUGGCCAUUUGAACAUAGCUCAUGUCAGCCAAGAUUUCAGAACUGGAGCAUUGGUCACUAUUGUUGCAGGUUACUUAGAACAGUCAAACUACUGUAUAAAUAUUCCCUCUUCUGCCUUCCCUGUACAAAAACACUAGCUUUUUCUUGUUACCCUUUCAAAGGGCAGACCUUAAGCUUACGGUUAUCAUUGCACACUGUAUAGAAAUGGGCAUUUUGUUGGAGGGGGUGUACAUUAGGUGAGCAAGAAACAGCUCCAGCUAUUUGCUUAGAUUAGGAGGUACGUAAAUUUCACUUUCGUUACUUAAUUGAAUGUAUAAGAACAGAUGCUGUGAAUAGUUAUCUGAGCAUGGGUGGUGCCCAGUAACUCACUAGACCUAGCUUUGCAUUUCAGGAUUAAGGGGGAACAGUUUUAGGAAUCUGUUAUCACUGGUCAUCUAUAUACAAAAGUUUAUCUGUUCAGGUUCUUUUUUCUUGUUGGUGGUUAGUUGCUCUAACAAAAGCAUUAUCGACUGAUGCUGUUCAUAGGUUGUACAAUCAAUAUUCUAAAUAAACACCACCUUUAAUUGUUUUAA